Messenger RNA from Rotaria socialis, 1434 nucleotides. NCBI's taxonomy places the organism in Eukaryota, Metazoa, Rotifera, Eurotatoria, Philodinida, Philodinidae. The record is from the annotation of a GenBank genome assembly.
AUGGUUGCACAUGUUCGCACAUCCUUAUCGAGUAUUUUUCUCGCUCUUGCUCUAUAUUUUUUGCAAGGCAUGAGUCUUGGAGUUGCGAGUAGUAUCCCGUUAUUUUUAAUUGCACACGGUGCUACAUGGAAAGAUAUAGGUACAUUAAAUUUCGCUAGUUAUCCAUUCUCGUUGAAACUUCUUUGGGCGCCAAUAAUCGAUGUUCUCUAUGUUAAACGUUUUGGUAGAAGAAAAUCGUGGCUCGUUCCUGUUCAAUUCAGCGCGGCUGCGAUUUUAUUUUUAUUUUCGUUCUAUGUGGAAUCAUUUGUAGAAAAUGUUCGCAUCGUGUUGCUCACUAUCAUUUUAUUUGCUAUCGUUUUUCUCACGGCAACUCAGGACGUUUGCGCCGAUGGUUUAGCAAUCUCCUUAUUUACUCUGACGAAUCCUCAAUGGGCGUCCACAUCACAAACUGUAGGACAAACAAUGGGUAAUUUUAUUGGUUCCUCAUUUCUGUUGACAUUUGAAUCGGCAAAUUUCACCAACCGAUUCAUUCGUGAACCACUUUCAAUAGCUCCCAAAGAAACAGGCUUAUUUUCACUCGAACAAUUUAUUCGUUUCGUAGCUCUGGCUUUUCUAAUUGUUACCACAUGUCUGAUAUUCUUUUUUCGAGAAAAAGAAGAUCUACCAACUAGCGACGACGAAGAAACAGAGAGUCUAUCUUUAAUUGACACAUAUCUUUCAAUUUUCAAACUCUUCAAAAAGAAGUGUAUUCAACAGUUGACUCUUGUUUCACUUCUUGCUCCUAUGGGGCUGGUUGCUAUUAGUUCUAUGACCUGGUUGGCACUAAUAAGCCAAGGUGUCCCACGGGAAAAUUUAGCACUUAUCAGCAUACCAGUGACCAUUGUGACAAUAGUAGCCCCACUAACUAUUCGUCAUACAGAAUUACCUCUGCGAUGGUUUGCUGGCUCCUAUAUCGCGUAUAUUAUUACUGGCAUGCCCAUUGCUGUUUACGUCUAUUAUACUCCUAGCAUGAUCUCCGCGGGGUACUACUAUCCAAUACUUAUUUUACUUCUUUCGUGUAACAAAUUCUUUCAGGCAUUAAGAUUCGCCGCUCAAAUCGGAUUCUUUGCUUCGAUCAGUGAGCCACGUAUCGGCGGCACUUAUAUGACGUUACUCGUUACUUUACAAAAUUUAGGCUUUGCGAUUCAUUCAUCGAUUAUUCUCUAUGUAUCACAUUGGUUACCAAAGAAUUAUGACUUUGUUAUUGCGACAGGCAUAUGCACCAUUAUUGGCAUUAUCUGGCUUGGAUUUUCGAUUCGAACCUUAAACCAAUUACAAGAAAUACCCACCCAUGAAUGGUACUUAUUACCAAUAAAACACUCAGAUGAUGUAAUGACGUCGAACAAUCAUCGAACAUCAUUGAUUGAGGAUGAAUCAACGAGUAGGAUUAUUUGA